AUGAAAAUGGACUUAGCUGCGUUAAAGGAACAUAUUCAUAAAAUAGAAGAAAAGGAAGAAGAUAUAGUAUUCCAGCUUCAGGAAGUAAAGGACACUCAACUCAAGAAGGAAUUGAAAAUGAAAGAAAUGGAAGAUAAAAUGUGCGAGCUGGUAGACAGAUCAAGAAGGCUGAACCUAAGGUUCAGAAAUAUAUCUGAGGAAAUAUCAGAUGCUCAACUAUAUGAUUUUUUAAUAAAUUAUUUUAACUGUUUGGGGAUCCUUACGGCACAGCAAGAUAUAAAGAUGUCUCGGUACCACCGUCUUUCCUUUAGAAAGAAAGAUCAGCUGUACCCAUGUGAUGUUAUCGCAGCGUUUGUUUCAUAUGAUCUCAGGACUCAGAUCCUUCAGUUAGCGAGGAAGAUGAAGAUAAAUGACGAAAAGUUUACAGCAAUAAAAGUGCUAACAGAUGUCUCUUAUCUAACGAGGCAAAGAAGAAAUCAAUUUUCCACGGUCUUUCCGUAUCUGAAGAAAUUCAACUUAAAGUUUAAAUGGACCGCUCAAUCAGUUUUACUAAUUUGUUAUAACGAUAUAUGGAAGUCUUUCAAUUCAGUAGAUCUGGCUCAUGUCUGGUUAAAAGAUAUUGAUAUGUAG
Pelobates cultripes (western spadefoot toad) is the source of this 630-nucleotide messenger RNA. The record is from the annotation of a GenBank genome assembly. NCBI's taxonomy places the organism in Eukaryota, Metazoa, Chordata, Amphibia, Anura, Pelobatidae.